UGAUAUAUUAAAAAAUUUGCCAGAAUUAAACGUAGUUUUAGUUUUUUAUUUAACUUAAGGAGAAUUAAACAUAACUAAUUAAAUAACGUAGCUGUAGCUGCAAAUCUAUUAUAAAAGUUCUUCAUGCACGUAAUGGAGAAAUAGGAAGAGAUAUAGCUUGUCUCAUAUAGCCAGUCAAAGGCGACACUGAAAUACAAUAACGUGUACAGGUGUCAAAUUUUGCUUGUUACAACAAUUAAUAUUAUAUUGUGGUAUAUUUAUACUUUCUAUUUCUAAUUUUUCAUCAGAGAAUCUUUACUUGUAAUACUUGAAAACAUUUGUGCACAUUUGUAUAUCAAAAGCAAUAAUUUGCAAAUCAGUGAUUCGAUUUAAGCAUUAUACAAUGUUAUACAAACGUUUUUCCAAUCUGCGUGCUGCAGAGGGUGAAAAUCCAAUUUCUGUACUUGUGCGAAGAAUGGAAGUACCCUUGGUAGGAGGCAUUGGUCUUGGAAUAGCACUUCAUGCUUCAAAAGGUGUAUUUGACACCCCUGCUCUAUUUGGAAGGAUUGCAUAUACUACACUACCUAUAUGUGGUAUAGGUUUUUACUAUCUUGCUGGCACUUAUAUAACAGAACGUGUAAGGGGAAAAGAUACUACAUGUAAUCAUGUAAUAGGAGCAUAUUGUACUUUUCCAGUGCUCCGAAAAUUUAUGUCUUUGUCUGCUACUAUGGCAAUACUAUUUCUUAUUAGUUUACCUAUAUAUGCAGUGGCAUAUGAUUUGAAAGAACCUCGCUAUCGAAGACCUCGUCUGGGUUUUUCAGAUCCUGGAAUACAAGCGACAAGUUAUGACCUCAAUAUGUGGUUAAAACAGAAGCCAUCAGAAAUCUAUGUUAAGCGCGAUUCAUAUGAUCUAUUCUCACUUCCUUCCAAGUAAAGCAAUUAUAAACUAAAUAUUACAUGUAGUGACGUUUAUUGUAUAUUUAGUCAUAUAUAAUUUCAAUAAAUACAAAAAUCUUAAACUA
Messenger RNA from Bombus pyrosoma, 1001 nucleotides. RefSeq lists its product as uncharacterized. NCBI's taxonomy places the organism in Eukaryota, Metazoa, Arthropoda, Insecta, Hymenoptera, Apidae. The record is from RefSeq and is a predicted model, not a curated record. The transcript has 3 exons. Bases 383 to 913 code for a protein of 176 amino acids.